AUGAUGAGAGUGUCGAUCUCUCGAGGCCCCCAGGGCCAUCACUGGGUCCCCCCGAUUGCGGCCCAUCACGAUCAUAGCCCCUCGGAUCCCGUCGACCAGAAGCACCAGGAACAUCCACCCCCUUUGAGUGGAAUGAUCCAAUGGCAGGCGCCCAUCGGGGAUGCGCGGGACUCCACCGAGCGAAAUGAAACUGACCCGUGCGAGGUUGUGCGGGUGGAGGAGGAGUCUAUUUCCACGGGUGGUCCAUGCAAGCUCCAGAAAGAGGUGGGCCGCCCCUAUUUGAAGACGCCAUGA
Molecule: messenger RNA, 294 nt
Organism: Penicillium macrosclerotiorum
Lineage: Eukaryota; Fungi; Ascomycota; Eurotiomycetes; Eurotiales; Aspergillaceae
Exons: 1
Coding region: 1-294 (97 amino acids)
Source: RefSeq, a predicted model, not a curated record